Molecule: messenger RNA, 1771 nt
Organism: Manduca sexta (tobacco hornworm)
Lineage: Eukaryota; Metazoa; Arthropoda; Insecta; Lepidoptera; Sphingidae
Product: myrosinase 1-like
Exons: 6
Coding region: 96-1598 (500 amino acids)
Biological process (GO): carbohydrate metabolic process
Molecular function (GO): beta-glucosidase activity
Source: RefSeq, a predicted model, not a curated record
UGUCAUGUAGCUGUCAUGUUUGCCGGCAAAUAUUCCGAUGCUUUAAGUUUUAUAAUGAUAUAGAAAACUUCUGGUGGAAGAAUUUUGUUGGUGGCAUGCGUUGCAUUAUGUUCAAGCACUUGUAUACCAAGGAUGGAAAGCAUAAAGUGAGAAAGUUCCCAGACGGGUUUAUGUUCGGCACCUCAACAGCUUCAUACCAAGUGGAAGGUGGUUGGGAUGCUGAUGGUAAAUCUGAAAACAUAUGGGAUCACUUGACUCACAAAGAUCCAUGUGCCGUUAAAGAUUGCUCCAACGGAGAUAUUGCAAACGACUCUUACAAUCAGUACAAACGGGAUGUAGAAAUGAUGAGGGAAAUGGGCCUCGACUUCUACCGUUUUUCACUCUCAUGGUCAAGACUUUUGCCUACUAGCUUUCCUGACAAAAUCAAUGGAGCGGGAGUUCAAUACUAUAAUAAUCUUAUUAAUGAAAUGCUUAAAUACAACAUUGAGCCCAUGGUCACUAUAUUCCACUGGGACUUACCGCAAAAACUGCAAGAAUUAGGCGGUUGGACUAAUCCCCAUAUAGUAGACUGGUAUGCAGAUUAUGCUCGUGUGGUUUUUGAGUUGUUCGGGGAUAGAGUCAAAUAUUGGAUAACCAUGAAUGAGCCAUGGGUCAUCUGCUAUCAAGGAUAUGGUGCAGGUGUGUUAGCUCCCUUGUUGGAAAUUUCUGGCAUGGCCGAGUAUAUGUGCGCGAAGAACUUGUUGUUGGCCCACGCAAAGGCUUACCAUAUAUACGACAAGGAGUUUAGAUCGCAACGUGACGGGAAUAUUUUCAUAACAUUAAAUUCUCGGUUCUAUAUACCAGAAACCGAGAAUGAUCUCCAGACUUCUAAUGACUUGGCUGAUUUUGAGUUGGGAACAUACGCACAUCCAAUUUUCUCUGAGAACGGCGACUUCCCACCACGACUAAAAGAACUAGUCGCGAUCAAGAGCACAGAGCAGGGCUUUGCCAGAUCUAGGUUACCUGAAUUCACAACAAAAGAGAUUGAUUUUGUCAAAGGAACCUCGGACUUCUUCGGCCUGAACCACUACACCUCGUCAAUGAUCUACAGGAACGAGUCAGUCGUUGGCUACCACAAGAUUCCUUCAUACUAUGACGAUGUGCAGGCUAUCAUCUACCAGCCCGACGAGUGGAAAAGUGCUGCGUCACCGUGGUUGCGGGUUGUUCCAUUGGGCUUUUACAAGCUGUUGACUAAAAUCAGGAAGGACUACGACAAUCCCACUGUUUUCAUCACCGAGAAUGGUUUCUCGACGUUCGGUGGGCUGGAAGACGACGACCGCGUGUCGUACCUCCGGCAGUACCUUGACGCAAUGCUGGACGCUAUGAACGAGGGCUCUGACAUCGCGGCCUACACCAUCUGGAGUCUUAUGGACAACUUCGAAUGGGCGGCGGGAUAUACUGAACGCUUCGGAAUCUACGAGGUGGACUACGAGAGUCCUGAGCGCACGCGCACUCCGCGCAAGUCCGCCUUCGUGUACAAGGAGAUCAUCCGCUCGCGCUCGCUGGACCACCACUACGAACCCAACACCACCGUCAUGACCAUCGACGAACGACAUUGAAAACACGUAUACAUUUUCAUAAUGAACGCUUGUGAUAAAAAUACAGAAACAAAGUUAAUGAAUAAAAAAAUGUAUAUAUUUGAGAUGUUCAUGACUUUCACAAGAAUUACUGGUGCUAAGUUCCACAAAAUAAGACUUACACCUAUAUAAAAUAAAAUUGCGGGAACAAAAGA